Plasmodium knowlesi strain H is the source of this 7467-nucleotide messenger RNA. Its product is annotated as conserved Plasmodium protein, unknown function. NCBI's taxonomy places the organism in Eukaryota, Apicomplexa, Aconoidasida, Haemosporida, Plasmodiidae. The record is from RefSeq and is a predicted model, not a curated record. The transcript has 2 exons. Bases 1 to 7467 code for a protein of 2488 amino acids.
AUGAGAAUGGUGAUAUCCGUGGGAGAGGGGGUUAUGUCUACCCACCUGCACGGAAGCGAGACAACUAACAACAUGAAUCAAUUGCUCAUGACGAAUGGAACUCCCAAUCAACACAGAUAUGAAGGCACAGAUGGAACAGGUGGGACAGGUGGGACAGGUGGGACAGGUGGAACAGGUGGAACAGGUGGACACAGCGUUGUGGUGAUGAAGAACCAAAUGGCGCAAGGGGUGAAUACCCAAAGUGCACUGCAACCAACUGAUUACGUUGAUCACCUGAAGGAGGACACUCACAUACUUCCAAAAGCAAGUGACACAGUCGUGGAAAAUAUCAUGCCCUUUUAUUUAAAUGGAGAUGAAGACACACCAGAUUGUAAUCCGACACAAUUCACCUUCAACCAAUAUGAAAACACGAACGUUUGUUUCGACAAGGAAAACUCCUACACCACACCGAUAAAUCAGUUCGAGUACCUCAAUGAUAUGGACACCAAAGUGAGUCAGCUCUAUGAAGAAACCACCAUGGAAGGUACACACAACGACGAUGGUGCGACAAAUCUGCAGAUAGAACAGAUCUCCUCUCAUGUUCCAUACAUGCAUAUGAUCCCAAAUGACCAAAGGAAUGAACCCGGUAUUCGAUAUAACUCUCAGAUGAAUUAUCUGAAGAAAAAUGGGAAACCUAAUUAUGGUGGCAUUCAUGGAGGAAUAUUUUCAUCCCUUUUGAGAAAUGCAGGUAGAGUAGACUCCUAUGAGGUGAACUCCAGUGGGGCGAACUUCAGUGGAGACAAACCGGAGAACCUCAUGAUGGAUCACAUUUUAAAAAGGGCACUUCAAAGCAGCGAUAUUUUGCAGAAUGAAGUUUUGAGUAGCGACAUUCUGCAGAACGAAUGCGUUCCCAAUGGGUGUUCUUCUGACGAGUGUGCUUCUGACGGGUGCACCCCUCCACAACAAACCAUCAGCGACCACGAUGUCUACCCCCACCAAGGAAACUUCACCCGCGGAAGAGAAGAUGCCAAAAGGGAAUUCUACCUGAACAGUCAGGCGAUUUUAAACACGGAUCAUCUGACCAAGCAGAAUUCCCAAAUAAGGUACAGCACAGUGAAUGGAGGUGUAUUCCACCAGAGUUAUUCAGACAGUUAUCGACCUCCCAUCGAAGGGAGCCUUUUCUACAAUGCGCAAUUCGAUGGAGAGGGAAUACAUAAUCAGAAUGAAAAUAACCAUUCAAACAAGAGUGUCAAUCGAAGUUGCACAGAUGGACUAUAUUUCUACUACGGUGAAAACAACAAGGGGGAUGAUGGUACGGGGGAGAAAAGUUUUUAUGUAUCAUCAGGCCCAGUGAGCGACGCCAGUGUGGGUAGCGUUUCAACUGGGCUGAACACACAGACAACAAACUGGAAUGAUAAAAGAAUGAAUAACUUUGCACCGUUCAGAUGGAGUGAAGUCAGGAGAGCAGAUAACUCAAGCACUGUACGCAUCGAUGGAUUAUCUGUAAUAGGAGAGCGAUCUCCCUACGGUGUAACGAGUGAACGCAUCUUUUCUAUCCGUAGGAAGACAGAUGCACUGAGCACAGUGAACAAUACCUCUUUUAAUAUAGCUUGCCCGAAUGGUGAAGAAGAAAUCUCUCCCGAUUUUUCAGUUCAUACGACACAAAUUUGUAGACGAUUUAAUCAGGAAGGGGUUCCCCCCGAAGAGGAAAAAACUUAUGGAGAAUAUUCCACAGGGGAAUGUCAGGAGAUCUACUCCAUUACAAACAAAGACACAUUACCUAAUUACAUUUGUAAGUCUACUAAGGGGAUUUCCGAUUUGUGUUCCACCUUUUCGGGUGGUGAUUUAUCCUCCUUGGCUAAGCAGAUGGAUACGUUACAUGGGGAGGUAUAUAAGAGUGACUCUUCCCACUUGGGUUUAGAUCGCUCCUUCACCAACAGUAUACAAUGUAUUAAUGCCUGCGUAAAAGCAGAACCAAUUGUAGGGGAGGAGUGCAGUGAGGUGGCAAUAUUCGAUCAUGUAAAUCUUGGAGGGAGAGCACAUAGUAGGAAUCUUCCUCAUGGAGUGAACAAAGCGGAACCAUCAAGUGGAGAAAUGUAUUUUCCAAUAACCAUGUGUGCGAGCGCCCCUAAGGAGGAAUAUUCGGAGGGGACAGAACCCAUGCAGAACCCAUCAUAUAAUGGUAAUGAUCCGUAUCCUACUUUGUAUUCACAAAAUAACAUCUAUAACAACUUGUCGAAUUGUCAGAAAAACAAUCAAAUGAUCAAUCCCCCUGGAUCAGCUACCCAACCUCAGCAGUACAAUCGUUUCGAUCAUGGAGACACGAACAACAUUAAUGGUGAUUACUCGUUUCGGGAAGUAAAAGAGGAAGAAGAUGAACUACCCUCUGCACAUAACACCUACCCAUAUAGUUAUCAAAGUGAUGUAAUAUCUACUUGUGAAAAUAAUCCAAUGGAAAACCAUUUGCUACAUCGACAAGAUAUAUUUAACCAGGACAAUGUGUCCCAUUUUAGCCUGAACAGUGUAGCUGUGGAUUCAUUCGAAGAUAAUUACAAGGGAAGGAAGCGCGUGUCGUCUUCUAGCUCCAAUGGUUGUGAAGUAUCAGGAAACAGAAGUGUAUCUAUGGGUGUGAGUCUCCAUGAUGUUAGUCCUGUAGGAAACUCUCUAACGGAAGGUUCUACAACCGGUUUGCAGAAUCAAGACCCAUUCUCACGAAACAACACAUGUAGUGCCUAUACAAUGGACAUGAAUGUGGAAGGAAUGGAGAGAAAUCACUCCUCAAUGCUUAUGCCACGACUAAUCCAUAACGAUAUUCCUGCAAGUGCAAACCAUCAUGUGGGUGCUCAUCCACUGAUAACCAUGGUAGAAAAUAACUCCUUCAAAGGAUCGAAUGGGUUUGUUGAUGCAUCGACCAAAUGUGUUAACGUCUACGGGGGUGUCGAUAUGGUAGUCAUGUCCCCUUCGAAUAAAGGCUCUCCAAAUGGUGCAACUUACCUUGGAGAUGAACAUAUAUACAUGGGUUCUAACCGUUCUAGGAUAAUUAAUGGGUUCAAAGAUCCGUGUUCCAUGCAGAUAGAUGCAUCAAAUGGGUUGUACCCCCCCAAUGUAAGCACUAAUCAGAUGAGCACCUACCCAUACGAUUUCCUAACGUUCAAUCAAUCCAGUAGUUACUAUAAUGGUGUGAACGACGCAAUGGUGGAUGGAAGAACAGAUGAUGCAUCAUAUGGUUAUACCCAUGAAUCCGUUAGAGGGGAAAAUAAUUAUGUACAUCUCAAGGGAGAGUAUAAUAACAGUGAUGAAGAAAUUUGCAGUAGGAAUUACUCCACCAAGGUGAAUAUGAUAAAGACAAGGGGAUAUGCCCAUGUGUCUACAGGAGAUUAUGGAAAGGAUAGUAGGAGCAGUACAACGACAAGUGUACUAAAUGAGGAGAUUAUCACAGGGAGUGGUUUCUCUGGGGGGAAUAUGACCAUGCAAGGAGGUUCUUGUGUCGACAAUAUACGUGGGAAUCUGCUGAAAUUGAUGGCAAUGAAGUUAAGUGGAAACAGCGGUGCAGGUGACACGAAAGGAAUGAGGAACAUAGGGUGUGCAGGUGAUAUGGUGUACAACACCGAUUACAUUAACUUCAACGAUAAUCCCAACAAGUACAACUACUUUCUACAGACCAGUUGUAGUGUCAGGAGUGCCUACCCCGCCGGUGGUGUUUCAUCGAAGAAGUCACCGAUAAAAAAUAGCGUCCACGUAAACAAUGCUAUAAGCAAUUUCCACGCGGAUACUCCCCACAUGAUCAAAGCGGCCAUUGCAAAGAGGCACACGAUUCUUCCGCUGAGCCUCAGAGCGCAUAUCGUUAAACUGCCUGUUCGUACUGGUCCUAUCCGUACACCUCGCAUUGGUGUACCAUGGAUCUCUACACACUCCAUUCGUUGCCGCCGAAAUUGCCCCCCUCGUCUGGUCCACAUGUUCCAACUUCGCAUUGUCACCCCAGGAGCGGCCAUCACGAGGAUGAGUAUCAUCCGUUCCGUCGACCCUUCUGUCAACCGUUCUGUCCAUCGCUCUGUCGACCGCUCUGUCAACCAUAACUGUUUCAAGCCGAUUAACAGCGCUGGUGGGAAGAUACACGCUCCACUGGAAGACAGAGCACGUCCAAACGAACAAAUGUUACUGAUGAAUAGCACACAUGGAGAGAACACAGAAACCGAACUCAUGAAGGAUGAGAUCCCUCACAGUGGAAACGUAAUGUAUGGAGAUAAUAGAGCAUGCGAAAGUAGUAAUAAUGGCAACACUCCCAUCGAAAGAAAAGCAACAAAAAAACGAUCCAGAAAAUCAAGGGUAAAAAAAAAAAAUAAAGUCUUUGGGGGAAUUGUAAAAAAGGGAGGUAUUUCUUUCGACUUGGAGGUGGAAUCACGUAGGAUUAAGGAGACACCCUUCUGUGCUUACUCGUUGAUUGACUUACUUAAUAACCAGAACGUGGGUAGAAGGGAGGGGUUAAAGACAAUUGUGAAUGAAGGCAGAGAGAUGAUGUGGUGUUCAUGCGACAUUCACCAUGACGGUAAUUCCUUCACCGAUUAUGUAGACUUCCUGAAGGGGAAGACAAUGGAGGAGGACGACGAGGGAGAAGAGGAGGAACAACAACCGCAACAAGGACGGGCACAAGCACAAGGACAGGCACAAGGACACGCACAAGCGCAUGCAAAUGCACAUAGGCAACAGUUCGAAGAAAAUGAACGAACGGGUGAUAGUCGGCGCGAUGACCACGCAGACCGAACCGGCUCCAGGGAGGAAUAUCAGAUCGAUUCGUCGCACAAGAAAACGGAACGGAUCAGGAACGAAGAGCCAGAAAAGAUGAUGGAGGAACCAGUAGGUAACUCAGAAGAGAGAAAAUUCAUUCGGAAAUGCGACAAUGUAUAUUACAAUGUUAAUAAAAUAUGGUCUGCCAAUUUUAAUAGACCUUUGGGUGAUAUCGGUAGGAAAUUAAUUUUAAAAGAAAUUCGCGAACUGCAUUACAAGGAUGCAGCGAAGACAACAUCACUUCUAAUGCGUGAAGGACUAGAUUAUGGUAAGGUACGAUUCAUGAAGGUAAGCGAGUUGUAUCAUUAUAUGUACGCACUGGGUGUCUUUGAAUAUGCUGUGAAAAUUUCUCUGGAAUUUGGAUCUAACAUUAGAAUGAGCAGUGUAGUGUCUCAAGGAAAUUAUCGAAACACAUGUAACAACUUAAAUAACGGAUACCAAUUUUGCUUCAUUUGCUGCUCACACAAGAACCAUUCUUUGAGUUACAAUCCUGUGGGAGUUAACUUGAGGGAACAUAGGAUGUACAUAAGAAGCUCGUCCAUGUUGAUGGAAGAAUUUGCGGCACGCUAUGUAGGGAGGAGACCCGAGAACCCUACCACACGGAGGGUCCCUAUUCCUCCAAGUUGGUGUGAGCAUGGGUUUGGCAGCUCACCUCAUGGAGAAGCAAACGAAGCGAAAGAAAAAAAAAAAAUUAUCGUGGCGAUGGAACCGAUGCGAGCGAACCAAACGCCCAAAACUGUCCAAACGAAUGAAGCGAAUGAAGUGAAUGAAGUGAAUGAAGUGAAUGAAGCGGCUAUGUUUCCACGCUCCAACCAAGGUGCAAGACACCCCCCAGUUGUGCCCCCCCCGCCACCCCCUGCGCAGAACCGAAUGAUCCCUUUAACGGGUGAGUUCCUUGCGGAAGGUCUCCAUCCUAAGGGAGAAGGCGAAUGCCAAAACGAUACACACAACAAAAAUAGCGUGAGUGAUGCAGAGGGCGAAGGAGGACCACAGGAUAAUCGUUCCAAGGGAGAAGACGUGAAGAAGGGUGAUGAAGACGACAACGGGAGUAGUGGCAUAGCCAGAGGUACCACGACUGGUAAUGGUAAUGGAACUGCCUCUUACAACGUCAGUACCCAUUCCUAUGGUUGCACAUCUGAUCACACAUCGGGCAAUGGCUCAACUAGCUACACGUACAGUGGUCGAGGCGUAACCACUGUCGCUACCUACCAAUCCUACUUACACAAUAAUUGUGUGUACAUCCCCGAAAUGUUAAGUCACCCUCGGAGGGAGAAUAUUACACCUUAUGGUUACACCGAAGGAAGACUGAGCCCUACUGGUGAGGUGGCUCUAUCAUCCAAAUUGAAAGAGGAGGCAUGCUCCAAUUGGAAGGAGAUCAUUUGGACCAUAAAUAAGAACGAGGAGCCUAAUUGUAGUGAGCAUGCAGAAGAGAAGGAAAGGAUAUUAAUGAAGGGGAUGAACAAUACCUACGAACAUAACCAGGUGAAGGACGCAUUUCCCUACGUUCAUGCUGAGGUUACUUCCAAAGGUGAACUUCCCUUCUACGUGGGACCGGCAAAAAUCUGUAACCCCCCAGGAGAUGCGCGAGGAGGUCACCAUGACAGCGUGAAAGAAGACGAGGAAAAACUUGCGCAAGGUGAAAAAGUGAAUGAAGUUCAAAGGGAAGUUGUGAAGAAGGAGGAAAGGGGGAACGUGUGUAAUGAUGUGGAGGUAAGAAAAACUGUUUCGUUAGAAGGGGAACCCCCCCAAUGCAAUUACUUAUUAGGAGACGAGGAAGAAUCAGAGCUGCACACCGAAAAAGAAGGAGCAAGGCAGUCGAAGAGAAAAAAUAAAAUUGCUUAUCACACCGCUGAGGGAGGGUCCAUGUACAAAUAUGCAUUCCCAAGCACAUGUUUUAGUGCAAGUAGAACCAGACGCACAGGAAGAGACGCAGCUAGCAUAAUCAAGAAGAUCAAAAGGAACAAAGUAUAUACAUCCAUAAUAAACAACAUACGUAGAGAGAUGUAUGCACGGAAGGAUGCAGAAAAAACAAACGACAAAAUUAAAAAAAAAAAAAAAAAAAAAAAUCUUACUUUGGUUAGUAACAAUCACUGUUUAAAGGAAAUCAAAGAAUUGCUCUUGUUUCACGGACAGAAGGUAAUAGAGCUGGACCAAUUUGAAAAAGUUGGAAGCGAAAUGGUGUGUCGAUCAGUGGAACGAAUUCAUCCUCAUCCAUAUGAGUACCCCACCCUUUCGUGGAGAGAAGGAAGAUCCGUCAGCUCACUUCAAACAACUCUACAGAUGAUACCAAGACACAUAAACACAGACAACUCGUUAACUCAUAGAAAACGCAUGCACCAGCACUACUCCGUCGAACGCUUAUGUAAAAGUAAUGUCAUGAGGACGGGAAGAAGAAUCAAAUGGAGAAAGAAUCGACUCCAUAAUGUAAUCGAAUUUGCACGGUUCUUUAGGGAAGUGUCUCAAGUGAGAAAACCGAAAAAUGGUUCCCAUUCUGAAGGAGACUGUGAUUCAAAGGAGCUUUUAAAGAAAAAAGGAGGUGGCAGUCGCGGGGGAAGAAGCUCACCAAGCAGCCUAUCUGGUAGAACCAAUUGUAUAGAUACCCAUAUUGAAACCUCCGAUGGGGGGGAUAUCAGCAUGGAUGGUGGCACGACGAAUGACGAACUACAAGGAGCACCAAUGAAGAGAAAGAAGAGAAGAGCAUGA